Pleuronectes platessa (European plaice) is the source of this 9718-nucleotide messenger RNA. It is a transcript of the gene setbp1, whose product is annotated as SET binding protein 1. Gene Ontology annotation, molecular function: DNA binding. NCBI's taxonomy places the organism in Eukaryota, Metazoa, Chordata, Actinopteri, Pleuronectiformes, Pleuronectidae. The transcript is spliced from 7 exons. The coding region runs from base 648 to 5249 and encodes 1533 amino acids. The record is from RefSeq and is a predicted model, not a curated record.
GUGAGAUCAUUACCAGACACCAGGCUCCGGGACCUGACAUACACCGAUCAGAGAAGCAGAGCGAGAGAGAGGGAGAGAAAAACUCCCCGAUUCCGAUGCGACCGGCACCGUCCCGUGCCUCCGCGCCUCGGCUCCUCUGACGGCUCAACGCGUCGCUGACAUUUCCCCGCUGGAUCUCUUUUUAGGAGGGUGGGCUUGUAGUCGGAUGCGGGCUUGUUUUGACUGCAGUAAUAGUGCUACUCACCCCCUCCUCCUCCUCUUUCUCCUCCUCCUCCUACCGACCGAGUAGCGGAUUUGCGAAGGGAUCUCGGCGCCGAGUGACCAGCGAUCCUGCAAGACGCACGGGAGAGGGACGCACGGUGCGCGGCUCUCCACCACACCACCACCUCCACUCCGGGACGCAGGAGCCUCCACCGCAUCUCCUUUUUUUUUGCCAGGAAUCGGACAUAAGCGCCAAGUUUCCGAUUGGAUUUUCCUCUCUGCCUCCGACUGUCCCUGGCUUCGCUGCGUUCCAGUGGGACAACCGACCCAACCCCAGUAGCUGAUUGAUAACAGCCAACCCGUCGGACAGACUACUGUUCUCAAUCUUUCUUUUGGCUGGCCGCCACAGCUUCCCCCCAUCCUGACUGGCUCUGGCUGGAGCGUGGAUGGAGCCAAGGGAUCUGGUUGGCUUGGCCCGACCCAAAGAGGUGGAGUUACAGGGUGGCAGGGUGGGGCCAAAUGAAGAGGACCGGGAUGGAGCACGAGGAGCCCAUGGCCUGGUGUGUGGUGAUGAUGUGAUUAACGGUGCCGCCAGUGAAGGGGAGGGGGUUGAGGAACAGGGGGAGGGGCUUCUGGAGGAGCAGGAGUUCUCCAUCAAGGAGGCGAGUUUCCAGGAAGGAAGUCUAAAGCUGAAGAUCCAGACCACCAAGCGCACCAAGAAGCCCCCCAAGAGCCUUGAGAACUACAUUUGCCCGCCGGAGAUCAGGAUGACCAUCAGGCCUCAAACUGGAGAGGGCAAAGCGGGGCGGCAGGGGCGAGGGGGAGCCGGGCGGGGCCAGAAGGACGAAGAGCGAGGUCCCCCCAGAAAAAGGACAUACGAGCGCCAGUUCAGAAUCCCUGACCAGCGAGAGGGAGGCCUGCUGCAACUACUGGGAGAUCACACUCCGCCUAAACACCAGCUUCGCAGCUCCCUCCUUCCUGCACACGCACUCACACACACACAGCAGACACAGCAAGCCCUCACGCAACAAUUCCAGCAUACACACCAACACCAAAUCAGUCGAGACUGGAUCACGUCUACAGCACCUUCUGCGUCCCCAGCAAAUCCUGCAGAUUCUGAGCCAGCCAGAGAGCUGUCAGGAGCCGGUAGGACCACUUUGCCCGAUCCCAACCAACCCUUCUUACGAAUGGCGACACAGAGCCCCUCGCCUCAGAGAUCCCUGACUCCAGACCUGCAGUUGCCAGUGGUUACAGAUGCCAGUAUUCUCAACCUUACGUCUCUCAGCAGGGGGAGGGGUUUGCAAGAGGUCAGCGAACAGCUCUUUGGGAACAUCAAGAGAAAGUACGGGAGGAAAGACUCCCAGAGGACGCUCUGUAACCCCCACAGUGCUGAUUCACCAUGGGGAAGACAGACAGAGAAGGGGUUGGAGAGCCCAUCUCAUUCAGAAGAGAGGCAGAAGUACAGGCAGGAGGAGACAGCUGAGCGGUUCCACGAAGAAAGAGAGGAAAGGAGAAAAGAGGACAGGGAGCGAGCAGUUGCUGGGAGGAAAGGAGAUGAAGAAGACAGAGGGAUGCACAUGCUGACAGAGGAAGGGAAAGGAAGAAAGAGGCGGAGGAGGCCUUCUUUUGACAAGUCAUUUUCUGUAGUGGAGCAGACACAACGGCAAGACACUGACUCUGUAGACAAGCACCAGCCGGGGCCCCCAGAACCCAAAGUAGCACAUAAGAUGGAGACUCACAAAAAUGAUUCUCGUCUCACAAGUCAAGCUGAUGUCAGUGGAGAAAGGGUGGAAAAACCGGAGAGGGCAGAUAAAGGGGAUAAAAGAGAAAAAGGAGAGAGGGCAGAGAGAGGAGAGACAGUUGCAGGCAGACCUGAACCAGAGUCAGCUCUCAGUGCAAACAGAGUGAAAAAGAACCCUGUGGGUCGUCCUAAAAUCAACACAGACAUCCUCAAACACAGAGAAUAUACUCACAAUCUUAUCAACAAACCCAUUCUUAACACAAACCUCAGACUCCCGAGCCCAAAUCCCAACCCGAGCCCCAGGGGUAGCAUCAGUCCUAGCCCCAGCCCUAAAUCCAGACCUAACAUCAGCCCCAGCCCAAGCCCUAGACCCAGGAUGGCCCUGAGUCCUAGCCCUAGGAUGGCUCUGAGUCCUAGCCCCAGGAUGGCCCUGAGUCCUAGCCCCAGCCACAGCACCAGCUCCACAGCCAGUUCCAGACCAACUAAGGCCAAGGACAGAUGGUCCUACCUGAAAGCUAAAAGCCAUGCCAGCCUUGCGUCACCCCAGAGAGACAACUGGGUUAGCCCGUCGACCCUAACAGACCCACCUUCAGCCUUUCCCAUCACCCCCUCUAGCCCCCUUUACACCAACACUGACAGUCUGACCGUCCACACGCCCGUCAAGAGGAAACGAGGGCGCCCCAAGAAGCAGCCACUCCUGACAGUGGAGACCAUCCAUGAGGGCACGUCCACAUCUCCUCCAAGUCCACUUGCACAGGAAACAUCAGCAGGGCUAAAUAGUAGGAAGAGGAUGCACACAAUGAACACAUUAGUGCAAAUGGCAUCUGCGACCACCAGUGCCAACUCUAACAGUCUGAAACUGAAGCGUGGGAGGGGCCAUUGCAGGCCAGUGAAUAAGAUAAAGCUUGGAAAAAUGCAGAGCAUCCUGAAUGAGAUCCUUUUAGGCUCCGGUCAGAAUGGCAGUCUGCCUCUGAAGUCAUCUUCUGCCCCUGUUACCUCAGCAAUGAGCGCCAUGGCAUCCACCAUUGAGGCUCGACUGGGGAAACAGAUAAAUGUCAGCAAGAGAGGAACCAUCUACAUCGGUAAGAAGAGAGGGCGAAAACCUAGAGCAGAAACCCAAGGCUCCAACCCUAACAAAACCACUAGGGACAAGCUUCCACUGUGUGUCUCCACAGCCAGUCUCUAUGAAAGCCCUGUAGUGCCUUCCACCAUGUCUCCCAGCUCCAGUGCUCCAUCCAUAAGAGCCAGCCACCCAGAUACAACCAUGCCCAGUUUGCAGCCCAUCUCAGCCCUGACCUCCAAGCUACCAAGCAGGGGCUUCCUCUCAGGAGGCUGGAAACUCUCUCCACCACGACUUCUGGCAAAUUCACCCUCCCACCUAUCAGAGGUGGCGUCAGUGAAGGAGGUGACCCUGUCUCCCAUCAGUGAGUCCCACAGUGAGGAAACGAUUCCCAGUGACAGUGGGAUUGGGACAGAUAACAACAGCACCUCAGAUCAAACUGAGAAGGGUCCCGCCUCAAGACGCAGGUACUCAUUUGAUCUGUGUGGGUUUGAGGCUGUGGAGGCAGCAGCCCUGGAAGCAUCUAACAGGGGCAGCAGAACACGCUGUGAACGACAAGUUACUGCGGUCGACAACUUCCUGUCACAGCAGGAAAAAAAGCAAAAACAUCAUCGGCGGAAGAGGAAGUGCCUACAGAGCCGGGAUCAUCUUGACUUCCUCUCUGAACUGGAGGAGGUUGUGGCGAAGCUCCAGCAGCUCCGAGUGUCUCACAGACGAUACACCUGCUACCCACAGCAGCCAUAUCCCUCCAUCUUCCGCCUCAACUUCCACCAUUACUACCCAGUAACCUAUGACUCCUACCCCUGCGAUUCCAGCGCAUACCUCCGCAGGAGUGCCGAUCUGAAGGCAAAGAGGAGACGCGGCCGUCCGGCCAAAGCCAGCGAGCCAAUCACAUCGAAGCUGCCUUUUGUUCAAGGAUAUAGUUAUCCGCUGGCAGGGGGAAAUUACUAUGCAGCACCGUACGCGAUGCCUUAUGCACCUCCUCUGAGUCUGGGCUACUUUCCCCCUGCUCCACAAUUUUACCUGCCCCACCAUUCGCUAGGACCUGCACCUCCAUCUCCCUUCAUGAGGCCUGCUGUCCCCCCUCCCAAGGCUUUCCACUCCAGUGGACACGCCAAGCUCCAGGCAGGGGCCAAGCUUCGCAGCACUAGUGGGCCACUCCAAGGGCCCUCUGUAAGGGGAGAGGGCCUUGGCUCCCUGGGCAGUGGCAGUGCAGGUGGUCUUGCAGGGGUUCGUCUCCAUAAGAGGAAACACAAGCACAAACAUAAGCACAAAGAUGAACCCCUCCUUUCACCGCGAGACCGGCAGGAGCUGGGCGGCCUCUUCAGUGGAGCGAAGACCACUGCACGUCUCAGCAUGCUAAGUGACAGGAGGGACUUGUCCAGUCAGGGGUCUGCAAAGCAUCUAGAGAAGCAGAGGGGCAUCAGUAGAGGCUCAAGCCUGGGAUCCAGCUUAGGGAUGUUUGAGUCAGACCAGCUGUCCACACACUCUCUCGCUGACAGCCAGUUACACUCCCGUCAGACUGGACAGCCUAUACACAGCUUCAUGAGCAGCUAUAGAAGCCAAUCGCAGCGAUCAGAGUCCGCCUCUGAUCUCUUUUUGGGGUCACGGGAGGACGAGUGCGGUGGGAGGAGCAGGAAGACGAGGCUCGCUGUGUUUGGAGAUCAGGGCUUAAUGUCAUUCCAAACUGCCAGGCAGGAGCCAGGACAGAUGAACAAGUGUUCCAGUCCCUCCCUCACUGGUGUUCCCAGUAAACGGAGGUAUAAACGCCGUGAGGUGGAACAGAUCCAGAAGGACGUCAGGAGAAUGCAUUCGAUGAACUUUGAGCAUGUGCAGAAGAUCCUCCGUGCCAAGCGCCUACAGCGACAAGCUAAAACAGGAAAUAAUGUCGUCAAGAGACGGCCCGGACGGCCCCGAAAGCAACCCCUAGUGGUAUCGGAGCCGACCGGUAGAAGGGAGGAGGAUCGGGUGGAUGGUCGGAGUAUGGACAUGUUGGCGAGUAGGAGAGGUGAUGGGAGGACCCUGGGGAUGCCUGUCCUGGAGAGGUGUGAUGACCUGCCAGGAAGGCAGAGCCACAGGGCAAACAUGGCCCCUGAGCCUCUGGAGUUCUCCAACCACGAUUCCAUCUCAGCAACGAUUGAGACGGUGGUGCAUCAAGCUCGGUCGCUGGCCCUGCCGGCCAAAGGGACGAAACGCAGAGGCAGGGGCCACAGCAGGGAUGAACUAUGGGAUCCGUCCAGUCGAUAGAACUGCGGGAAAGAGCAGUUAGCGGAGUCUGUGCUGUUUCAAGCCUAUCAGAUGCAGUGUUACCUUGAUUGUGGGACUCCUCUGUGCACUUUGACUUGUUUGUUCUCUCGGACUUGAGGACUUACAGUGGGUCAGCGGAGGAGCAAGAGGAGGGAACACUUCCGGUGCCAUCCUUCUGCGGGCUGAACCCCACCAGAAGAUGAGCCUUUCAAGGAUUCAUUGGACCUUCAUUUACAAUGGCACUAUAUGGUACUAUUUGAUACUGAAUCUGAUGCUAUAAAAGUGUGUGGUACUUAUGAUAGAGUAGGAUAUUAUGUGAUUCUUUAUGUAUCUGAUACAGUGACGUGUAUGGUACUUUAUGAUACUGUAUCUGAAUUGUGGCUUUAGCCAUAUAUUUACCAGCAAGGGGAGGGGGAAUGGUUAAUAUAAAACUGUGCAGCUCUGCUUAUUUUUUCCUUUCUGAGGAAGCUUGUCAAAGAAGUGGAAUAAUACAGCAGUAAUUAAGCCACCUUACCCUGUUACCUAUCCCUGUUUUUGCUCCCCUUAUACCGUGAACCUAUACCUUAUUUGUUUUCCUGCUCUCUGUGAGAAGUAACUCUUACUUCCUGGCAGCUCCUCACCCCUGGUCCCUGUCCCUGCUUGACUCUCACCACAAUUCUUAAGCCCUCCCUGGUGCCUGCUGCUCGACUCCAUCUCCCUUUGUCCUCUCGUCUGCUCCCAAUCAUGUUUUGCAUCUCCCAUUGCUUGUGCUCCCUCAGCAUACCCCCCCCCCCCGUCUCAUUUGUUUCUCCCUCCCUGCUCAGGCCUGUCCUGGGCAGUGACAUAAAGGCAAUAUGGUGGAUGAGACUGUCCCGGACUGUACAUAGAAACAAAGUCCACUGUUGCCUGCCUUGUACAAUGGGAAACCAGCUCAUAGACAUGUACUGGCAUACAGUAUAUCAAAUAGAAUUGUUGUACCAUAGACAAUGAAAGUUGUGUAUUGUUUUAUAACCAAAAACAGACGUGGGUGCGACUCAAGACAAGUUUGUUUUCAGACAGAAGGAACCGCAUGUAUUCAUUCAUACACUCGUACAUUGUUUUGUUUAUAUCCAGGGGGCAUUGCAUACAGGAGGAAUAUCAGGUGUGUUUUCGGUAAACCUUCAAAUUGGUUUAAUGCACUAUGAAAAAAACCAUACACUUGCAUCAAUCAAAUGCAGCACUUACAUGCUUGUUCCAGCCUUAUGUUUUGGCCUUCAAUGGUGUGGACGUCCAUUCCAGAGAGCAUGCAUUAUUUUAAUCAAUUUGUAUAUGCAGGCUGCGCAGCCAAAAGCGUCAAACCCAAGCCCCGGUCUGAAACGUGAUUGGACAGUUCAGCAGAAGUGGGCUCUCAGUCAGUGUUUUGAAACGUUAAUCCCAGUCUUUCUACUUAACAUGAUUUUCAAUCCAUAUCCCUGGAAAUAUUUUUGGAAAGUAAAAUCUAGUGUUUAGGUUUAGAAACCAAAGUCUCAGUAUUCAGUGUAAGGAUGUUUUAUUUGAAAAUAAUCAGAGUUUAACAAACUCUCCACCAUGUUGGCACCAAUGUAAAGCAUUCCUUCGUGCACUCUAGAAUGUAGCCAUCUUGGAUUUUUGUGUCAAUAUGUUGAACAUUUGUUAAACUCUAUCGACAGUUUAUGUGGCUUUGGGUAGUGGUUGGUAUUUUUCUCAAAAAAGUAUUUCAGAAUAUAAAGCAAUGGAUCAGUGUUUCUGUCAAAGUUUGGUUUCAGGAGCUUCUGCUUUCUUUCGGUGGGUUGGGACUCUCUGUUGCAGCAGUUCAACUUGUGCCUUAUGUUUCUUUCUCUCACCAAUUUACAUGACCCAAGUAAUAUCAAUGGGCAAAAGACUGCCCCAAGAAAUUGAACCAUAUAGAUAUAGAUAGAUAUAUAUAUAUACUCAUGAUUGUGCAUAUGACACACGUGUCUUAGUCCUCAGAACCCUGACACUGCCCGUGUCCCUUCACAGCUUCCAUUGUCAGCAUCCUCUGUCACCGGACACCAAGUUGCAGCUGCCUUCUAGUUUUGUCGUCAUCGUAACAGAAGUAGAAGGGCUGGACUUGUGAAGAUAUUAUGAUAUCACUCUUUUAAAAUAAAUCAUGUACUGACCUACAUGCAUUGUUGGAAGCAGAAUGGUCCACUGCAUCAGAUUUGUUGUCAUCCAGUGAUAUUGAUUCUACACAGUGUCCCAGAUAAUUAAAGAUCUUGUACUCUGCCCAACAUCCAACCAGUUUAAUAUGACAUAUAACUGUUAUAUACUUGGCAGAGGAGGAACAGAGGAGGUUGGCAUGGACACCACGUUCUCGUACAUUGUUGUUUGCUAUGCAUCAGGCCGUGCCUGGCAAUGACCUUAAGAGGAAUUUCUGUUCUGAGUCCACCCUUAGGCAAAGAGAAAUAAGUGGUCUUAUUUACUGAAUAAAAUGAAUUCAUGUAACAAGAGUUGUGAAUAAUACCAGUAAUAAUUUGUAAUAAGUUGUGCAGAAAGUGACUAUCAUUUCAUGGAAACUAUAGUUACUGCAGCUCUAUGCAGUACAGCCUUAACCAGAUGUAAAACUACAGUAUUGAAGUGUUUGUUGUAAAUAGUGUUAGAGCGUCCAUCCUGCAUGGAUAUCGGUUUUGGCUCGGCUAUGCUGGGACCGUCUCCUAAAACCACAUUAGACCUCCUCUCUCUAUACAGACUGCCCCAAAAAAACAUGUUGAAAUGAUGACCCCCAAAUUAUUUUUUCUAUUCGACAAAUUCUGCUUUACAUUGACAUUCUUCAAAAUGCCUUCUCACACCUUUGAACAAUGUUUGGAGGAUACAAACCCCACUGUAGUGCAUUCGACCAAAAUAGGAAUCCCCACUGAUUUGCAGCUACUUUGCCUGCAGCCAGUUGGGGUAGUGCAGUUACAUGAAGAGUAAGCAAGAGGCUGUGUGUGUGUGUGUGUGUGUGUGUGUGUGUGUGUGUGUGUGUGUGUGUGUGUGUGUGUGUGUGUGUGUGUGUGUGUGUGUGUGUGUGUGUGUGUGUGUGUGUGUGUGUGUGUGUGUGUGUGUGUGUGUGUGUGUGUGAGUGUGAGUGAGUGCGUUUGGUUGGCGGGUGAGUUCUCAGAGGAAACAGCCAAAAAUACACUCGUCCUAACAUUAGUGUGCUUAACCUUGCUCGGCUAGAUGACUUUCAGUGGGUUGGCAGUCUGUUGUGGUGGAGAUGAGGUCUAGCUCUGUGGUCCAUGAGGUGAAGAGACUAAACGCUUGGCAGCUUACUCCUCCAUGCUGUGGUCAGUCAGUGGUCUCUGAUGUAACAGUUAAAGACCCCAAGGUGUUGUCUGUCCUGUCCGUCUCUCCUUACCAGCCAAUGCUCCGGUGCCUUCUAACACUGACAAGUAUUGUCCCAAUCCAGAGCUUUCACUUCACACAGAGACUGCAGAGGGAAUGUGUCUGUGAGUAGGGUUCAAGGUCACUGUUGUUGUCCAAUCCAAUCUGGACCGGCGGCCACAGGCGGCCCCUCAACACUGAUGCAAGGAUCUUUUCUGUUGUCUGUGGUGUGAGCGUCGAGCGCAGCGCAGCAGUGUUUGACCUUACACCAGACCCGGUCCCUACAGCAACCAGGAUGAGAUAUAAUGUUACCUAAAUUUUGAUCAUCCCCCCUCCUCCCCCCCAUUCCCUGUGUAGCAUGCUGUGAUGAGUGUCCUACAAACGGGGUGAGGGGUCACGUGAGACGGAGCCUCAUAAAUGUACAUGUCAUCAUCCUCACAGCAUAUGUUACAGUUCUAAGCUAUAAUGUUGUUCAAAGCUGAAAGUGCAGACGAAGCAUUGAGAAAAACCAAUAAACGUACUUCUUCAGAGCACAAGGUGAGCUCUUCUAACAGUGGGCAUAUUUUAGUUUGUAUACAUAGUGUAUUUGAACCUUUUCUAGAGUGGGUUUCCUUUAUCUGCAUGCUCAACUUGAUUGUAUGCAUAAAUAUUUUAGACAAGCCGAAAAGUUGAAUUUCAAUUGAAUUUGGAGCAAGACUUGUACAUUGUUUGAUAUGUUUCUUUUUGUAAUGAAUUUUUUAAUUCAUGAAGCAUUUUUGUACAUUGUAUGAAUAUUAAAAACUGCAAAUAUUUGACAUAUAGAGUAAAUACUAGAUGCGCAUGCAUAUGCAUAUAUCCUUCACAGUAUGUAUGUGUAAAUGUACACAUAUAUUUUGUAUUUGCAUUUGCUGGCAUACAGAUAUAUGUCUUAAGCACAUAUAUACAUGCAAUAUAUAUGUAUAUCCAUGUCCGCUGGCAUGCUUUUGGUCAUGUUUAUCUUCCAUGAUCUUGUAGGUUCAUUUUUUUGUUUCUUUGUUUUUUUUUUAUUUCUCUUUCCUGCAGAAAGAAAAGCUCAUUCUUUUGCUACCCUUCUGUUGGCUGGCAGCAUUGAGCACUUAUUAAGAAGAACUACAGUUGAAGUUGUUCAUGUUAUCCAUUGUGUGAAAUAAUAAAUGACUUUAUUGACAGCU